AAAUACUAAAUCAUCAUAUAACAAAAUUCAAUUAUAAUUCACACGGUCUUACAUGCGUUUAAUAUAGACACAAGCCAAUACGGCUAGAGAUUUCCCUACUACCCCCUCACACAUAAUUGCACAUUUGCACCAAGUUAAAAUCGGCAACUCCAUGAUACUACCUGCCAAACCAUUGAAAAUGAAUUAUCACUCUCUAAAUCAAUACUCAAGUAGAAUCUACCCCAUUAGAUAUUACCCCCUUUUUAAUUUCUGGAAUUCCAGGCAUAUCAAAACCGAGUAGGCUUCAAGCAUCUCGUUCCCCCUCGCCCGUUGUUGGGCUUUGGGCUUUUGACUCACUUGUUCUCCCAACACUCGGGCUCUCUUUCCCUUUAACUAUUGUCUUCAACAUUUUUUCUGUAAAUCUGUAAUCGAUCACAAUUCACAAUGGUACAACCUCAGAUCAACAAUGGCGACGCAGCCAAUUUUUCCCGCACAUUCAAGUAUCUCAUGGCGACGCAAUUUUUGUCAAGGGGCAUACCUUUUAUCUUCAAUACCUGGAUAAUUCGGCACCUUACUGCAACCGAUUAUGCUCUUUAUGCAGUGCAAUUUCAUCUGUUUGUUACUUGCAUACUGUUUGUCAGUCGAGAAGGAUUCAGGCGAGCAUGUAUGCGGGCAGAAAUUAAGAGUGAUGAUGCUUCAGCGAGUGAAUAUGCAUCAAAGAUAUUGAAAGUAGCCUGGCUGUCUCUUCCACUUGGAGUAAUAAUUACAGUGACAGCAUGUGCAUUUGUCUUCUGGUGGCAACAUUUGAGCUAUUCCAGCCCUUAUGGGCAGGCUAUAUUAUUGAAUGGCUUUGCGUGCUUAUUGGAGCUUUUAGCAGAACCAUUUUACAUUCUUGCUCAGUAUAUGUUUUGUCUCAAAUUGCGAAUGUUGGUUGAAAGUGCUGCAACACUUUCUCGGUGUAUAACAACAUAUGCCCUUAUAGUUGGAAGCAGUGGCAUGGAAAAGGCAAUUAUGUUUGCUUUAUCACAAGUUUCAUAUGGGGGUUGCGUGUUUCUAGGUUAUUGGGGCUACUUUGUCUUUUAUCAUAAAUUGCAAGGUUCAAAGCUGUUUCCUUUCAGAAUAGGUGCUAUGAUGAGCUAUGACAAGCCGCUAUUGAAGAUGUGUACAGUGUUUACUCUUCAGUCGGUUCAAAAACUGAUUCUUCAAGAAGGAGAAAAGAUGGUACUUGUGUGGUUUGACACUCCAUAUAAUCAAGCUGUAUAUGGACUAAUUGAUAAAUUAGGUAGUUUGGUGGUGAGAAUGGUAUUUCUUCCUUUUGAAGAAAGCUCAUAUGCCAUAUUUGCAAGGUCUGCUUCAGAAGAUUCUAAAGAUAGAAGGAAGGAUCUAGGACGCCGCCUCACGGAAGCCCUAAAGCUUGUAAUGCUUAUUGGUCUUAUUUUUAUGGCUUUUGGACCAAGCUACUCUUAUUCUCUCUUGAGAUUGUUGUAUGGACAAAAAUGGAGCGACGGAGAAGCUUCAACUGCUCUCAGAUACUACUGCUUGUACAUUAUAGUUCUGGCAAUGAAUGGAACAUCAGAAGCUUUUCUGCAUGCUGUUGCUGAUGAGAACCAACUGAAGCGCUCUAACAAGUCACUGGUUGUGUUCUCACUGAUCUAUGUUAUUCUGAAUAUCUUGCUAGUACGAUCAGCUGGUGCACUUGGCUUAAUCUUUGCAAAUGCCACAAAUAUGGCACUGCGGAUAGCAUAUUCUGCUGUAUUUAUCAAGCAGUACUUCCAGGGCUCAUCGUCAUUUUCAUUUCGUAGCUGUUUGCCUUCUGGUUGGAUAGUGCUUCUAUUAUCUUCAGCGGUUACUCUGUUAUCUGAGAAGAUAUUUCUGGACAGGGAUAACUUCUUGACUACAUUUUUGCGCCACUUUUCUGUCGGGCUAACUUGUUUCUGUGUUUCAGCUUUUGUCAUAUAUCACAGGGAACGGGACUUUAUUAACAAAUUGAUCCACAUACGCCGUCAUGCUGACUAGAUAGUACCAGCAUUUUCUCCUGUGAUAAGUGUUUUGGGAUGGAUGCGAGAGAAUGGAGUGCCUUUUGAGCUUGUUCAACUCUUGCAAAUUGUUGACCGGUAUCUACAAGGAGCUUUAUCAACCAAUUGGGAGAUUCUUGUCCGGAGUUCAACUAAUUGGCAGUUUCUUGUCCAGGUUCUCUCUCUUUCUCUCUGUGAUCCAUCUUCUGAACUUUGGGGAAUUGCAUUGGGUGGCCUUCAGCUAGUGUUACUACUUGUUUACAGCUUUUCCUGCACAGCUCUUGUGGUGGUGGAAAAUCUUGUUGCCAUUGCAUAAUCUUAGCAAUGGUUGGUUGGUCCGAGAACAUGAACUUGCUGUCGGAGAAGAUUAGGUGGAGCUGAUUAAUCCAUUUUCAUCUAUACAAAGGAUCUCUUGCAUGAAGUUGUAGCAAAGAACUGAUAGUGUUCUUCUGGAAUUGUACUAUAUUAUAUCAUAAAAUCUCAUGCUGAACGACACUGUACAAGUUCAAUAUAGACGAGUUCUUGCAGUAUAAACUACUAUAGAUACGUUAAUGGUUUUUUGUAUACUUUGAGCUAGCUACAUAAUUCAACGGUAGAAAUUCAGUGAUUGAUAUUGCUCUCGAAGAUCUUUACCAUAGUAUUGAAACUGUUUUUUCUAGUA
Messenger RNA from Chenopodium quinoa (quinoa), 2655 nucleotides. RefSeq names its product protein RFT1 homolog. Bases 424 to 1995 code for a protein of 523 amino acids. The transcript is spliced from 16 exons. NCBI's taxonomy places the organism in Eukaryota, Viridiplantae, Streptophyta, Magnoliopsida, Caryophyllales, Amaranthaceae. Gene Ontology annotation, cellular component: endoplasmic reticulum membrane. Gene Ontology annotation, biological process: glycolipid translocation; dolichol-linked oligosaccharide biosynthetic process. The record is from RefSeq and is a predicted model, not a curated record.